This is a messenger RNA of Closterium sp. Yama58-4, 4002 nucleotides long. The record is from the annotation of a GenBank genome assembly. NCBI's taxonomy places the organism in Eukaryota, Viridiplantae, Streptophyta, Zygnematophyceae, Desmidiales, Closteriaceae.
AUGCUGCCUUACCUGUUCCCUGAGCUGUCCACCUUUGCUACAGUCGCCGAUCUUAUCACCCACCUUCGCACUAGUGAUGCUCGCCUGCGUGCCGCCCUUCCCACCGAGUUCUGCGCUAAGAAUCCCCCUCCACUGUACUGGACACUCCACUUCAUAGUCACCCGUCUCCCUGACACCCUCAGCUCAGUUCGAGACCACUUCCUUGCUCGCUGUCCCACUGAGCUCACAGUCGCCCUCCUAGAGGAGCAGCUGCUAGCGGCCGAGAAGAGCAUUGUAGCUGUCGGUGCUGCUCGUGGCGCUCCUCGCACCCCCAUCUUUGAGGGGUGUUCUCCCUCUCCCCUCGCUCCCUCCUACGCUACUGCUGCUGCUGUUGACUUCCUUGGUGCUGAGUCUGCUGGCGCUGCUUCUGCUCCUGGUGGGAGGCGCCGCACCGGCAAGGGCAAGGGGGGCAAGGGUGGCGGGGGUGGCGCUGGGGGGGGAGGAGGUGGGGGAGGUGGGGGGGGAGGCGGUGCUGGAGGGAGCGGUGGCGGGAGCGCUGGUGGGAGUGGGGUCGGCAGUGGAGGCGGGGGCGGCGGAGGGAGCAGUGGCGGUGGUGGCGGCGGCGGCGGUGGCGGCGGUGGCGGUGGCGGUGGUGGCGGUGGCGGUCGGAGCGGAGGUAGUGGUGGCGGCGGAGGUCGGAGUGGAGGCACUGGCUCGGGCCAGAGCUCCCAGCAGCAGCAGCGUCCCCAGACGACCCAGCAGCUUCGUGAGUGGCUUGCUCAGCGUGGGACGUCGGGGGGCAGUGUCCGCUGUUCCUAUGUCAUUCGCACAGGUGACCGCAAGGGACAGACGUGUGGGAAGUUCCACACCCCGUACCGCUGCUUCUCCCGCCUUGACGACGCUUGGCGUGAGGAGAUGGGCGAGGAUGUUGAGCGCCCCCGCUGGGCGGAGCUGAUGAGGGCUGGUGUUGAUAUCUUUGCUCUUGACUAUGAUGCUAUUAUUGCUGCCAUGUAUGCAUUGACUGUUAGUGCCGAGGGAGACUGUUACUUGUGUGUGCCGCCUGACCCAGGUAUAGAGCCCGCUGCCCUAGGUACUAGUGAGUCUGCUCUCUCUGGUAUGGUGCCCCCUGUACCUGCUCCCUCCAGCACUGUCCCUGCUGCUUGCGAGUCUGCUCUCUCAGGUACAGCACCCACAGAGACUGCUCUCUCAGGUACCGCACCGGCUGAGGCCUGUCACACCUUCACCCUUGACUUAGGUGCUUCCCGCUGUUUCUUUCGUGACCGUACUGAGCUCACACCGCUUCCUGCACCGGUCCCAGUCUCCUUGGCUGACCCCUCUGGGGGCCCAGUCCUUGCACGGUCCACCACUGUGCUCCCGUGUCCAGCGGUUCCGUCUGGCUCGUUGUCGGGUUUCCACCUCCCCUCGUUCUCGACGAACCUGGUGAGCAACGCUGUCAUCCAGGAUCAGUGGGUUGACACCUUUACCCCUGGAGGACAGCGUGUGGCGAUCCUCACGUGCUCCAGGACCGGCCGUCACCUGGCUACGUUUACCCGUCGGCCGGGGUCGAGUCUCUACACACUGACCACUGCGUCUCCUCAGGUCGCUGCUGUCGGUCAGGUGUCCGCGUCAGGUCUGGUAGCCCACGCCUGUGAGUGUCGUUCCCUGUCGCACCAGACUCUUCUCUGGCACCACCGCCUGGGUCACCCCUCCUUGCCACGCCUCCGUGGCAUGCACCCUCGCCAACUUGUGUCUGGUCUUCCCAGGUCCCUCCCUCCCCUCCCUGCCUCGCCUGCGCCGCCUUGCCUUCCUUGCGUCGAGGGGCGGCAGCGCGCCGCUCCUCACUCCUCCUCGUUUCCCCCGACAGAGGCUCCUCUGCAGACCCUCCACCUGGACGUGUGGGGCCCAGCCCGCGUUCGUGGUCAGGGCGGUGAGCGGUACUUUUUGCUGGUUGUCGACGACUACUCGCGUUACACCACGGUCUUCCCCUUGCGCACCAAGGGUGAGGUCCCUGCUGUUCUGAUCCCUUGGAUCCGCACAGUUCGUCUCCAGCUCCGCCGCCGUUUCCGGACGGAUCUUCCUGUCCUGCGUCUGCACUCUGACAGAGGUGGUGAGUUUUCCUCCGACCUCUUGAGGGCCUUCUGUCAGGCGGAGGGCAUCGAGCAGACCUUCACGCUUCCGGACUCCCCACAGCAGAAUGGGGUUGCUGAGCGCCGCAUUGGCCUGGUCAUGGAGGUCGCUCGUACCUCCUUGGUCCACGCGGCGGCUCCCCAUUUUCUGUGGCCGUUUGCUGUCCGGUACGCCGCGCAUCAGCUCAACCUCUGGCCCCGUGUCUCCUUGCCGGAGACCUCGCCCACACUGCGUUGGACGGGGGAGGUUGGCGAUGCGUCGCGCUUCCGGGUGUGGGGUGCUCGUGCCCUUGUCCGCGAUACGUCCGCGGACAAGCUCUCCUCCCGCACGCUUCCCUGUGUCUUCCUUGGCUUUGUCCCUGACGCGCUUGGCUGGCAGUUUUACCACCCCACCUCGCGCCGGGUCUUCGCCUCUCAGGACGUCACCUUUGACGAGUCGGUCCCUUUUUACCGUCUCUUCCCCUACCGCACUGCCCCCCUCCCUCCCCCGCCGCUUUUCCUUGCUCCUGGUCCCCCUCCGGUAGACCCCCUUCCCCCUCAGGGUCCUGCUCCUUCAGGUGUCUCUCAGGUAGACCCUCCUCCUGUCGCUGAGCCUGUCGAGGUCACAGGUGACUCAGGUGCUGCUGCAGGUGGUGCUGCUGGGAGUGCUGAGCCUGGGGGUGCUGAGCCUGCGGGUGCUGGGCCUGGGAGUGCUGGGGCUGCGGGUGCUGGGACUGCGGGUGCUGGAGCUGAGGGUACUGAGCCUGGGGGUGCUGCGCCUGAGGGUACUGAGACUGGGGGUGCUGCUACUGAGCCUGGGAUUCCUGCGUCUGGGGGUGCUCCGGUUCGGGGUGCUGAGCAGUCUCUCACACCGCAGCAGCUUCGUGACUGGUACGUCCGGCGCUUUCGCCGUUCUCGUGGCUCUGCUGGAGUUGGGGGUGCUGGAGCUGCUCGUCCUGGAGGUGCUCGUACUGGGGGUACUGGAGCUGCCGGGACUGGUUGUUCUGGGAGCACUGAGACUGGAGCUGCUGGAGCUGGGGACUCUGGAGCUGGCGGUGCUAGCGGAGUUGGAGCUGCCGGCUCGUCCGGUGCUCUUCCUGGCGGUACUGGAGCUGCUGGAGCUGACGACACUGGAGCUGACGGUUCUGGACACGGUGGUCCUACUAGUUCUGGAGGUGCUGGCGAGGGGAGGUCUGACGCUGCUGGGGCCUCUGGUGCUGACGUCGCCGACUCGGGGGGUGCUGCGGCGGAGGGUACUAGUCCUGGUGCUUCUGGUGCUGCGGGUGCUGGAGGUGCUGGCGGGGGCUCCGCCGUCGCGCCUCCUGGCUCCCCCCUCCCUGCUCCUGUGCCUUACACUGCACAGCCGGACUCGCUUGCGGAGCGUCGUGAGCCUGCGUCUCGUCCUGCCUCGCCUGUUCGCGCUGCUCGCACUGGUCCCACUGGCCGUCGUGUCGCGCGUCCGCGUCCUCCUCCUGUUCCUGGCACGCACAUUAUGGCACUUCGUCCUUCCACUGGUCCACAGCGUGUCCCCCUACCGUCUCCUCCUGCGUCUUCUCUUCCUGACGUUCCCGACCCUGAGUCUGACAGUGUUCGUGCUGCCCACCCUACUGUUACGCGUCUUCUCGCCACUGUUGUCACUGACCCGUCGUUUGAGUCUUCUGCUGCGUCUGCCCUGGUCGCUGAGCUUGUCGACUUUGCUGCUGCCUGUCGCCUAGACUACGCCGCCGGUCUUGUUGCUGAGUCUGAGUCUGUCUGUCCUCCGUCCGUCGGGGGUGAGUGUGCUCUUGGCACGGACGUCCUUGAGGACAGGCAGGAGGACUUUGACUCUCUUGCGGCUGCUGUACCUCAUCUCGUGGCCUGGUUGCUUGCCCUUGAGGGAGACCCGGAUGCACUAGACAUCCCCACUCCGCGCACUUAG